AUGGCACGAUCAAGCGUCGAAGCGUCGGAAGAUUGGGAAAAUUAUCCCCGGAAUCUCAUUCAGCACAGUUUCUAUGUUGACGAAAACAAAUGCAACGUACGGCUGACACAAGACUCGGAGCGUCUUUUUGUGCCUGAAAAAGAUAGCGAAGUGUGGGUAUUUGACGUUGGAGAACCUUUUAAAGGAAUCGGUAAUGGUGACGGCGAAGAGAGAGCUGUGGAACUCUUCAAAAUUAAAGGAUCUCCUCAACUAAGCUCGUUUCUCAAGACGAGACGCCAAACCGUUGUCAUUUCAAUCCGUCAAAGUUUUUCCUGGAGUCGAUUGAAGAUUUCCGAAGAAGGACUAAAACGACUCUUCACGAACCUGCGCGUGCAUCCAAAUUUUCUUGAUGUUGUACACGUAUUCGGCGAGAAAACAGAGCCAGUGGAGGAGACGUUCCUGACCUUCUUCUACCAUCCGAUAUUCCAGAGGCCAAUUGUGCAGAUUGAGGAUGUACCGGAUUACGGAGGCUAUGAGAUUGGGUAUAACAUUAAAUACGUUGCUGGACACGGCAGACCGUUCCUCAAGGAUCCCUACGUGAUCAGAGAAACCGGCAUAUACCAGAAAUUCUGGAACACUAGUGCGUCGAAACAAGGCUGCAACUGGGUGCUUAUCCAUGCCUCUGAUGCCUUGGAAGAACGGGCCAAAAAUCUCUUCAAGAGCCCUUGGAAGACUGCUUGCCCCGUCCAGUUCCAGAUGCAUGUCAUGAUCCUUCUCUUCGUCUCGGAUACGUGGAGGCCUUUCAUUAGCUUUAACGAAGAGCUGUUUUGGAAAUUGCGACAACGUGGGUUCUUGACCGACAUAAAAGGCCCAAAAUCCACUGGAGAUUUUGAAGCAGAUUUCACAGACGUACGAAGUCUGCAAGCACUGACCGAUAAGAUGCGUCAAAUCUCUCACACACUAGGACUAAACAUCCAAUUGGCAACGCAACUAAAAGCCUCUAUAAAUCGCGUUCGACAAAUGCCAAUACCGGACGCUCUCCCAUUGGAAUGCUUCGAAGAAUUCGAUUCACAUAUUGACUUCUUCAUCUUUCAGCAAAAGACACAUUCCGCGCGAGUCGAAUGCUUGAUCGCUAGAGCACAGGGUGUUUCCACGCUAAUCCAAAACAUACUCGAUAUUCGAAACGCCGACAACAACAACAGACUUAACCAUGCCGUUCAUGAUAUAGCAGAGCAGGGAAUCAAAGAAAACCAGCUCAUCAAGAGAAUCACUCGUCAAUCAAUGCUUGAUACCAAAUCAAUGGUGGUCAUAGCAUUUGUGUCCGCUGUCUUCCUCCCAGCAACAUUCAUCGCGACACUUUUUGGGUCCAACUUCUUUGGCUUCGUGUCUGCCGGAGACCAUCACAUGAUUGCGGUCGCGGAUAACGUAUGGAUCUACAUUGUGACCGCUCUGGGAACUUCGGGACUGACAGUAUUAAUUUCUGGUUGGUGGUGGAGAAAAACGAGAAAUGAAACCGAUCAAUCGAAGAACGACGACGAGUGCUUCAUGUGAAACAUUCAUGUACCGCAGAUAAGCAUACUGGCAGGACUUUCCCAACGGAUGCUGUUCGGAGGAGGCAUGUCGGAUUGGUGCUGACAUCGACUACGAUUAAAACCCCCAAUUUUUGUUCACGGUCUUGGGGAGAAUGUUUCAGUUUGGUACAGUGCUCGGAGAAAUGUGACGAGUUCAGUACUGGAGGUCGGCAUGAAACAUAUGGAUCCAACACAGAUAGACUUAUACUUUGCGAGG
Messenger RNA from Mytilinidion resinicola, 1767 nucleotides. RefSeq lists its product as uncharacterized. The record is from RefSeq and is a predicted model, not a curated record. NCBI's taxonomy places the organism in Eukaryota, Fungi, Ascomycota, Dothideomycetes, Mytilinidiales, Mytilinidiaceae. The coding region runs from base 1 to 1530 and encodes 509 amino acids. The transcript is spliced from 7 exons.